Molecule: messenger RNA, 905 nt
Organism: Oryza sativa Japonica Group (Japanese rice)
Lineage: Eukaryota; Viridiplantae; Streptophyta; Magnoliopsida; Poales; Poaceae
Product: NAD(P)H-quinone oxidoreductase subunit N, chloroplastic
Cellular component (GO): membrane
Molecular function (GO): oxidoreductase activity, acting on NAD(P)H, quinone or similar compound as acceptor
Source: RefSeq, a predicted model, not a curated record
CUCAACGCGGUCAGUACGCGCGCGGCUGUUAUCUUCCCGCCACAGGCUCAAACAAACGACACCCACCCACCCACACACACUACACUACAGCAACCAGCGAUGUGGUCGGCGGCGGCGGCGCGCACGGUGACCCCGCUGCCGGCGGCGUCGCCCCUGCAGCAGCAUCAGCAGCGGCGCGGGGCGUGGGCGCGGGUGGGCAAUGGUCGGGCGGCGAGCACGACGGCGGCGCGGGCAGGGCUGUGGGACUUCGUGGGAGGGGACCUGGUGAAGCCGGACAUGGGGCGGUGGCUGGACGACGUGGAGAAGCACAAGUCGCUGGCCAUCUACCCGCCGCACGAGGGCGGCUACGAGGGCCGCUACCUCAGCCGCCUCAGCUACCAGGGCUACUACUUCCUCGACCUCUCCGCCCGCGGCCUCGGCGACCCCGAGACCACCCUCACCAAGAUCCACCCCGUCUGCCCGCCGAGCCUCGGGAGGCAGCCGGUGGCGAGGUGGUACUUCCCGCCGGAGGUGGACUACAGGCUCAGCUUGCUGCACCCGGACGCCAAGGGCCUCGUCGUCUGGGUCAUGGAAGCCAAGGUUCUCUCCAAGGCCGAGCUGCAGUUCCUCGCCAUUCUCCCUGACAUCCGCCCCAAAGUCAGGGUGAUCGCGGAAUGCGGCAACUGGAGGAAAUUUGUGUGGAAGCCGCUGAAGCAAAUCGCGGGCCUUGAGCCGGACCCUGACGCAGAGGAAUGAACAAGAUCAAGACCAUUAACAGGCAGCCUGAAACAAAGUUACUUGAUAUAUAUCUCAUCCAACACACAUUGUUUCCCGCUUUGUACUUCACUUGAGAGAGGCAAUGAAGAAUGUACAUACAUUUUGGCUCAAAUUACCCCAAGACAACCAUGUAAAAUCAAACUUUCACA